UUAAUGGCGUACACACUCACAUUUUCAUUCAUUUCGCUCAUGCAAUGUCAUUGACUGGCCUAGCAUGUUGGCUAACUACUAGUAGCAUGUCAGCGUUGCUUAUUCCGGCGUUAUUGGUACAGUAAUUCCAUGUAGAUAGCCAGUUAUAGGUUCAACGAAGUCUAUAACUAGGGCAAUCAGAUUAUGUCAGUAUUAAUCCGAUUUGUAGAGGUAGCGAGACAGGCUAUUAGUAGUACGAGACGAGCACAUCAGCUUCUAUGCUAGCUAGCCAGAUAGCUAACGAGGCUUGAGGACUUUCUUUCGGAGCUGUCAAAGAGCAGGUCAUGUCGGGUGACAGUAAAGAUCGCAUUAUCUUCGUUACCAAGGAAGACCAUGAAGCGCCCAGCAACGCUGAGCUCAUUGCAGAUGACCCCAAUGACCCCUACGAAGAUCAGGGCCUGAUCCUGCCCAGUGGGGAGAUCAACUGGAACUGUCCAUGCCUGGGAGGGAUGGCUAGUGGGCCCUGUGGGACACAGUUCAAGGAGGCCUUCUCCUGCUUCCACUACAGCAAUGAAGAAGUGAAGGGUUCAGAGUGUAUCGACAACUUUCGUGCUAUGCAGGAGUGUAUGCAGAAGUACCCCGAGCUCUACCCCCAGGAGGACGAGAACGAGGGAGCUGAUGCUGCUGCCCCUUCCCUCGUUGAUUCUACUGCCUCUGUGCCCACCGAGGACUCUUCCCCAGCCUCAGUGCCCUCUAGUAACUCUACCCCGUCCCCACCGACACCUGAAUCUGCCCCGUCAUCUGACAAUACACCAUCCACAGACAGCCAGGCUGCCAGCUAAAAUCACCCAGCAUCCCCCAGUCUCUCUCUUAAACCACUGCUGAGCACAGGCCACUUUCAUGGGAGAUCAGCUGUGUGUUCACUGGUGCCUCAGACUUUAUCUCUUGGUUCAAUGUUCAUCACCAAGGAUUAUGACUUUAAAGGGGGCCUAGUACUGCAAAGGAGUUAUGUCUCUUCCAGGGAAUAUCAGUUAAGGCUGUGAGAGGACAAUACAAAAUACAUUUCAUAGGCUUUAUUGUAGUGGCUGUUGAGCUGAGGUUCCUACAGUGCCAAGUUUGUAGGGGGGGGGGUGUUUUCUGCAGGGGACUUUAGUUAAGACUCGCAACCAACAUUUUUCUGCUUUUCAAGCUUCAAAUCAGAUGUGUUGUGCCAUUCUACGUUAAUGCUACACUGGAGGUGUGUAACCUACUGUCAAUGUUACUGCUAGUUUGUGAUUACUUGACUUCAUGUUUGCGCUUGCAGGAUCAUUGUAAGCAAUUGAGCUAGUAUUAAAGCUUGAUUACUCUUGUUCUCAGUUGCUGGUCAAA
Molecule: messenger RNA, 1347 nt
Organism: Salmo salar (Atlantic salmon)
Lineage: Eukaryota; Metazoa; Chordata; Actinopteri; Salmoniformes; Salmonidae
Source: RefSeq, a predicted model, not a curated record